Messenger RNA from Mycotypha africana, 744 nucleotides. RefSeq names its product nucleophile aminohydrolase. Gene Ontology annotation, cellular component: proteasome core complex, alpha-subunit complex; proteasome core complex. The transcript has 5 exons. The record is from RefSeq and is a predicted model, not a curated record. Lineage: Eukaryota; Fungi; Mucoromycota; Mucoromycetes; Mucorales; Mycotyphaceae. Bases 1 to 744 code for a protein of 247 amino acids. Gene Ontology annotation, biological process: ubiquitin-dependent protein catabolic process.
AUGGCUGACCGUUACAGUUUCUCUCUUACAACCUUCUCCUCAUCGGGAAAACUUGUUCAAAUCGAAUAUGCCUUGAAUGCUGUAUCUCAAGGUGUUACAAGUGUUGGCAUCAAAGCUACCAAUGGUAUUGUCAUUGCAACAGAAAAGAAAUCAGCUUCCACACUCGUUGAUGAUUCAACACUUGAGAAAGUAGCAACCAUCAGUGCCAACAUCGGUAUGGUUUAUUCCGGAAUGGGUCCUGACUUUCGUGUCUUAGUUGCUGCUGCACGUAAAGCAGCACAAGCAUAUAAAAGAGUUUACAUGGAAGAACCACCAGUGCGUAUACUUGUACAAGAAGUGGCUAGUAUCAUGCAAGAAUAUACUCAGAGCGGUGGUGUGCGUCCGUUUGGUGUAUCUGUUUUAAUUGCAGGUUAUGAUGAAAUCAAUGGACCUUCACUUUAUCAAGUAGACCCUUCCGGUUCUUAUUUUGCUUGGAAGGCUAGUGCGAUUGGUAAAAAUAUGAUUAAUGCAAAGACAUUCUUAGAGAAGAGAUACAACGAAGAAAUGGAAUUAGAAGAUGCAGUACACACAGCAAUUUUAACACUUAAAGAGGGAUUCGAAGGACAAAUGACAGAAAAUAGUUUGGAAAUUGGUAUUAUUGGAACAAGCACCGUUGGUGUUUAUGGUGGUGAAAGAAAGGAGAUUCCAUUAUUUAAGAAAUUAAGUUUGAGUGAAGUCAAAGAUUAUUUGGCAAAUAUCGCUUAA